AUGCACCUUUCAACACCAGACGGCUCAGGCCCGGCCGCUUCCAAAGAUAGGCGGCCAUUGAAAUUCCUGCUUCACUGCUUCUCCGCAACGGGCCAUGUACUGCCCAUGCAAGCCGUCGCCAAGGAAUUGGUCGAGCGUGGGCAUGAGGUCGUAUGGACAACCAUCGCGCCUCAGGAAACCCGGGUUGUCGCUUCCGGAGCCAAGUUCGUGGCGGCAGAGAAUGUGAUCAAGGUCGAUGGCAAUCUCGACGGAGCCACCCCGAAGGACAUGGCUGAGACGGCAGAAGUCAUGUUCGGCGGCCGGGUGACGGCGCAAGUCGCUGAUAUCCGCAAGGUCCUCUCAACGUUCAAGCCCGAUUAUGUCAUCAACGACGCAUUGCCGCAAGGCGCUGCUGCGUUGUACGAGCUUGGAGAGAUCCCUCAGUACGCUACUCUUGGAGUCGUGCCACUUUACCUCCCGGACAUUGGGCCUGAGCCCAUUGAGCAUGCAGCUCAGUCUGCACUCGGAAUGCUUCUCAGCAAGCCGCAGCUGGUGCUUCCAGUCAUCAACCCUGAGAGGGUGAAGCUCGGUCUGCCUCCUCUGAAACUCACGGAUCCGUUCUCUUACAGUCCGUUUCUGCACAUUCAAGCCUCCUGCCCUUCGCUGGAGUUCCAAAAAGGACCCGAACCCAUCAUUCCUCAAGCAAACUACGUCGGUCCUCUUGUUGCGAAGGGUUCUACUUCCACUGUUCCUGAAUGGUGGGAUGACGUUCUCAAAGCCGACUGCGUUGUGGGCAUCACACAGGGCACAUUCGCCAUGGACCCUACAUCGCUCAUCAUACCCGCCAUCCAAGCUCUUCAAGAGGACAAGAAGCUUCUUCUGGUGGUGCCGUCGAAGCUUGCAGACGAAAUCCGAGCCAAGAUCAAGGUCGAGGACAAUGUCCGCAUCGCCGAAUGGGUUCCAUAUGACCAGCUUCUUCCGCGCUGCAGGCUUUUAGUCACCAACGGCGGCUACGGUAGUGUGACCCAGGCACUUUCUCACGGAGUUCCUCUCAUUUGCGCCGGCACUUCUGAGGAUAAGAAGGACACGUCCGCCAGAGUUUCGUGGGUUGGCGCUGGCAUCGAUCUCAAAACCGACAACCCCUCGGUGGCCCAGGUCAAAGAUGCUGUUUACAGCAUUCUCAAUGAUACAAGCUACACUGAAAAUGCGGUCAAGAUUGGAGAGGAGUUGAAUGCCCAGGGUGGUGCGAAAAAGGCAUGCGAUUUGCUUGAGAAAGCAGCAUCAGCGUUGAAAGCGAACUAG
Messenger RNA from Colletotrichum karsti, 1281 nucleotides. RefSeq names its product MGT family Glycosyltransferase. The transcript has a single exon. Gene Ontology annotation, molecular function: UDP-glycosyltransferase activity. Lineage: Eukaryota; Fungi; Ascomycota; Sordariomycetes; Glomerellales; Glomerellaceae. The record is from RefSeq and is a predicted model, not a curated record. Bases 1 to 1281 code for a protein of 426 amino acids.